CAGAUUGAAGGAUACUGAAAAAAAUCACGUGGGCUGCAAAGAAAAACAUAAACAGCAGUGCUUACGGUUAAAUUUGCACUAUAUCUAACUCUGUAACGUAAUCCAGCUGCAUUGGAGUGCCGCUGGCCAGCUGUUAUAACGUCAUGAGUCCUUCCAAUGUUUCCUCCCAAGUUUCGAAGUAGCCACCGCCUCUACGCUCCACCGAAACUUGAAGACUCACCUGUCAGGCUUGAGAAGGACCCGCAGGGAAGAAAGAUUUCGUGGCUCGUCUGAAGAAAAGCUUUCACAGAAGCUGUCUUGAGUAACGAUGUGAAGUCGCUGACUGGUGUUAUUGAGGAACUGUUAAUAUUUUGAGAACCUCAGCUGGGACGUUAAUGUCACCGCGGUCAGCUUGUGUUUAUUACCAUUAAAAGUUGAGGCGCAUAGGCACUUCCGGGUUGGAAAGAAUCUUGCCCAGGAUCACCAUGGUUGAUAUUCAGAUGGAUACAUUGAAAUCCACAGAUGAAUUCGAUGGAGCAUCGGUUUCACGUGCUCGUGGGGGGACAUGUGUUACACAUGGUGAUGCCAACAUGAAUUCCAGUCCAACCGAAGCAGAGAGUCUCCUGCAACACAAAAAUGGUACUAAUGGAGUGCAGACAUCUUCACAUGAUGUAGAGUCUCAAAAAUCUGGAAAGGACUGCACUAAGCGUGGGAUAAAGAAAGAGCUGAAUGAGAAAGUCUUCUGGGAAAUUAGAUUAUGGAUGGUCAUAAUAUUCAUCCUCAUUGUCGUCAUUGCAGUGAUUUUUACUUCACUGGCUAUAUGUGCAGCGAUCCAUCAGGAUGAGGAUGACAUAUUUGACCCUUCGUCGUUUACAGUCAUUCAGAAUUUCCGUGGGAGCUUCCAGAUGCCAAACCAGGUCUUCACAGAGGAACUCACCACCAAUUCUUCCAAUAAAAGCCAAACACUGGCUACAGAACUAGGAGCAAAGCUCUCUGACCUCUACAAAACCUCAUCUGCACUGGGGCGAUACUUCAUCAACGCAGAGAUACGCGCUUUCAGGAACGGUUCAGUCAUUGCUGACUACAAGCUGACAUUUCACAUGCCUGAAGAGGAGAAGGAUCCGCUGAGGAAUUUUACUCUGAGCAGGGAGAUGGUGUACAACGUGUUCAGACAGUUUCUUUAUGACCAGGAAUCUGAAUCGGACCCAAUGUUCAUUGACCCAGCUUCCCUAAAAAUGGUUUUAGGAAACUAAGGACAAGAAGUUUACAGCGAGACCAGAAAACCAGUUCUUGGUUUCUUUUUAGUUUUUAUGAGCCACUAAACCUCCAUGAUGUCACGUCGAUGUCAUUGUUUUCUCAUGAGUCUGCAUAUGAGACGUCUUUACCACAGGAGGCUACAUGACCAUAGUUGCGCCACCCCGCAAGUAAUGGUAGUCAUGUGCGUGUUUGUGUGCAGGAUAUUUUUUUAAGGUUAAAAUAUAACCUCACAAACUCACAAAAAAUGGAAAACAAACACAAAAAACAUUUUUUAUUGAAAGAAAUACAUUGAGAUAUUGUACUUAAGAUUUCACUGUGUUUUACUGUUCAUAGUUUACUGCAUUUACAUGUCAGUUCUUUAAGUUCCUCGACUCUCACUGUGAUAUUUGUACAUAAGAAAACUGGUGUAUAUUUGUAAUGGAAGUAUUGAAUUUAUCUGUGCCAUUAUUUUUGGGCUUUGCGACUUCAUUUGCAAAGCCCUAAAACACAAUUCAAUCAACAGUUUAAUAGGAAAUGAACAGGAAAAUGAGGCAUUUGCUUAUUAUUACAUAAAGGCUGUGCAUCCCUUAUAAACUGUGCACUCUAUACACAAAUUGUUUUGUGUACUAUAGCACGAGAACAGUUUUAUUUGGCAAGCAAAUAGUUGGGACCCUGUUUUCCCCUUCACUGUUUGUUUUGGUAGUUGAACACUAGGGGGAGCAUUCUCCACCGGACAGUUGAGGGAUUUUGUCUCUCUUUUGAGUCCUUUCUCUGGCUCAGUUUACAGAGAACGGGAAUUCACAUUGUAAAUACUUUACAGAGCAGGGAGCAGGUUAUUGCAACGGUUUUGGCAACAGUUUAUGUUGUAUAUUUUUAAUUUAUUUUUUGGCUACUGUGUCAGUGAUUGUGUCUGUAUGUCUAAGAUGACAGCUGUAAUAAAUGUUUGUAUUUCCAAGGAUAGUUGCUCCACACCAGACAUUCAGUUCUCUUCACUUUAACUUGUUGAAUUUCCAAGAAUGUGUUUCCCAAAUAAAGAUAUUACAGUCA
Molecule: messenger RNA, 2262 nt
Organism: Neolamprologus brichardi
Lineage: Eukaryota; Metazoa; Chordata; Actinopteri; Cichliformes; Cichlidae
Gene: c15h3orf52
Product: chromosome 15 C3orf52 homolog
Source: RefSeq, a predicted model, not a curated record